AUCCAGUUUUGCAGUACGCACACAUGCAGGCUCAUUGGCUGCAGGCAGGUUGACACAGUUUCCCUGCUUCACUGCCUCAUGCAGCUGUAGCGGCUGCUCGGAGCCUUCAGAGCCAGCAGGUGGUACUCUACUGUCCACUGUGUAACCACUGUUGAAUGUGAGCCGCCGGCUCGAUAAAGAGCUGAGAACCGGGAGACGGGAGAAGCAGAGAGAGCUGCGACUACCGGGACGAGCUCCUAGAGAAAGCGAGAAGAAAGAGCAAAGAGCAGCCGCUGCUUCUCUCUGCUGUAAGAUGGACACGGACGGGACCGCGGUCACUUCAGUCAUCGAGGUCAGCCGCUCCGCCUCCUCCGGGCUGUGACUCUCCGCGCUCCGCAGAGGUGGUCGGCGGACCCCGGCGGUGACCAGGACAGGACGCUGCCGCUGACACUUCGCAGGUUGCAGCAAGCUGUGUGUGGCGCCUUGCAGAGAAACCUCCAUCUCCCUGGAGAAUAAAGCAGGAAUAAAGCAUCUGGCACCUCAGAGGGAAAUAAAGAGGAAACUGACUGGGACAGCAACAGCAGUUUCAGUGCGGAAUUACUGUUAGAUAACAGACUCAACGAGGGUUUACACCGAAAUGGGAAAAGAAGUCUCACUCACCUUGUAAGAUGUUUCCUCACCACAGAGAAAGGGAGCAGCCGAUCUUUAGCGCCCGGGCCCAUGUUUUCCAGAUCGACCCCACCACCAAGAGGAACUGGAUCCCUGCCAGCAAACAUGCCGUCACCGUGUCCUUCUUCUAUGAUGCCAAUCGUAAUGUCUACCGCAUCAUCAGCGUGGGCGGGACCAAGGCAAUCAUCAACUGCACUGUUACACCAAGCAUGACGUUCACCAAGACGUCCCAGAAGUUUGGUCAAUGGGCUGACAGCAGGGCCAACACUGUGUAUGGUUUGGGUUUUGCUACAGAGCAACAGCUGCACCAGUUCUCAGAUAAGUUUAAGGAGGUGAAAGAUGCAGCUCGCCUGGCACGAGAAAAGUCGCAGGAUAAAGAACUGGCCAACACGGCGCUCACCAUCGCUGCUCCUCAGGACCUCUCUGAUGAACUCCAGUCUCCACCUGUGAUGUGCGUGAACGGACCUGAGGACAAGCUGUUCCGCAGCCAGAGCGCAGACAUCACCCUGUCUUCUGAGAAGGAGCGCAUUAAAAAGAUGCUCUCUGAAGGGUCUAUUUGUGAGAUGAACCUGGAAGCUGAGCUCUUCACUCUGCAGGACAGCAACUCCAAGCUGGUGGCAGCUUUGCAUGAGGCUAACGCUAAUGUGGAGCAGUGGAAAAAACAGCUGGCAGCCUAUCAGGAGGAGACUGAGAGGCUGCGAGAACAGGUGGCUGAACUGGAGGCCCAUGGAGGCCAAGGUCCCAGCGACCUGCUGAAGGAUGAGUUGACCCAGUCACUGGAGGAGCUGGAGGCCCUGCUCAAGGCCAAAGAUGAGGAAAUCCACAUUUUGCAAAGCAAGAAAGCAGAGUACCAUGAAAUGGAGCACGACAGAGAUGAGGCCAUACACAGAUUACGGGAGAUGGAGAUGCGUAAUUCAGAUUUGGAGCGGCGCAUCCAGAACACAGAGCAGAACCUGAGUAACUCUCUGGAGGAACGGGAUCGCAUGGACACUGAGAUCCAGAGGGCCAUCGAAAUUCUGGACAUCAAGAUCUUUGACCUUAAUGACCUCCGUCAGAGCCUGGUUAAACUCAUCGACAAGUAAGAAGGGAAAAACACAGUCUGCGAGAGAGCUGGAACAGAAAGACGGGGUUCGAUUUUGGCAGCAGGGAGUGAAGCAGAACGAGAUGGAGCUGGUCCUCUUCAAGCACAAGAACCACCUCGGCUGCAGGAGGGUUGCUCCAUGUCUGUGUUGCAGCAGUGGCUGUGCUGUGCUCAACUACAUACUGCAAGUGUUGGCCUAUGCAGCAGCAUAUACAUGGUAUUGCUUGUCCAAUCUAAUGUAACGCUUCAUGUUGCUUUCAAGGGUAACAUUCAAUGCAAUAAACCAACUUUAAGGUAAGUGCUUAACAGUGUUAGACAUUUAAUAUUGAGAACUGGUGCUUGUAGUUUUUCAUAAGUAUGACUUUUGUAUAAAAAAAUACGGCAAUGCAGUGUCAAUAUGAACGAUGAGAGGCCUUGUUUUUUUUUGCAUCUGACAGGUAAUAUUUAAACACCUUUACAACAAAAUGAGUCCAUGCGUAUAGAGACAGGAACAUUACACUCAGUGAAAAGUGAGUGCAAAUAAAAGAGCGCACAAUUACUUUAAAGAGAUUUGCCUAUUUAAGAACUUGCAUACAACAUAAUUAUUACAGAAUUAACGGUCAACAAAGUUUGAUUUGUGCGGAGAUAACCUUGUGCACGGUCCUGUAGUCACGCAUGCAUAAUGUAGCAGCUGUAAUGUGGAGGAGAAGGUGGUUGCAGGUGGUGCUUUUCCACAGGAACAAGCAAUGAUUAAUGUUCAGGGUCAGUGAAAUAGUUAGAAUAGUUGCUAAUAGUGUUUUCAUAUUGGGGGGAGGCAUGGACACGCAACUUGAACUUAAACAGUAGAUCUGAAUAUUGACACCAAAGAUCAAAUGUUAAGAGCAGAGUCACUGAUAAGGUCUCAGCAGCUCGUCUAUUAUCACACCUUCAUUUAAGCUUGUUAGGAUCCUUUAAAUCUAAAGUAAGUUACUCUAACUCUUAAGUACAUGUUAGUAGAUAGGAUGUGUUAUGCAAUUAAAAUUAGGAUAAAUAAGUCUUUUCAAAAUGAUAUAAAUCAACAAUGCUACAGUAAUUAAUGAGUAUCCAUAAGAAAUAAAAGUCAUCACUUAGUCUUACAGAUAGGUUUAACUCACAUUUGGACUGGCCCAGAGUACAUAAUGCUCCUGUGCAUCAUCUCUAAACAUACAACUGACUUAACAACUUAUUUACGAUAGCUGCUUAUCUUAGUGAACAUGUCGCUCUGAUUGGUGUGAACGCAUCCAAGGAAAUUUAAGAGACAUUUUUUGCCUUCUGUCGUUUUUCAGCACGUUACCUUUAGCUGUGGACAGUACUGUAUGCCCUAGGCCUUGAGAGUGUGGCUGUACUGUAUGAAAAAAAGAAAAACAGAACGUCUAGUUCAGAGUCUUUUUAUUACACAGACUGUAUUGUUUAACAUGGUCUAUCAUGCAGUGUUUGUAUUCAUUUUUUCAAGCCUUACUGCUCUGUUUUAAGGAUGAGUGUGGACAGUCAUGCCAGCUCUGUGUCUGAAACUUGGAGCUGUUGUGAUGACAGUUUGGAAAUAAAAGCAAAGAAUACAGUCA
Lates calcarifer (barramundi perch) is the source of this 3288-nucleotide messenger RNA. Its product is annotated as homer protein homolog 3. The transcript is spliced from 10 exons. Gene Ontology annotation, cellular component: dendrite; postsynaptic density; cytoplasm. NCBI's taxonomy places the organism in Eukaryota, Metazoa, Chordata, Actinopteri, Centropomidae. The record is from RefSeq and is a predicted model, not a curated record. Gene Ontology annotation, molecular function: G protein-coupled glutamate receptor binding. Bases 648 to 1730 code for a protein of 360 amino acids. Gene Ontology annotation, biological process: G protein-coupled glutamate receptor signaling pathway; regulation of store-operated calcium entry.